Messenger RNA from Gordionus sp. m RMFG-2023, 590 nucleotides. Its product is annotated as protein BUD31 homolog. The record is from RefSeq and is a predicted model, not a curated record. The transcript is spliced from 4 exons. Gene Ontology annotation, cellular component: spliceosomal complex; nucleus. NCBI's taxonomy places the organism in Eukaryota, Metazoa, Nematomorpha, Gordioida, Chordodea, Parachordodidae. Gene Ontology annotation, biological process: mRNA splicing, via spliceosome. The coding region runs from base 52 to 486 and encodes 144 amino acids.
UUUUUUUAAAUUCAUAUCAAACAACUUUUUUAUGUGGAUUUAAAAUCGCUUAUGCCUAAAAUUCGAAAAUUAAAACAAGAUCCUCCAGAAGGUUGGGAAUUAAUUGAACCAACAUUGGAUGAACUGGAAAGAAAAAUGAGAGAAGCUGAAACAGAUUCUCAUGAGGGCAAAAGAAGAGUUGAAGCUUUAUGGCCAAUUUUUAAAAUUCAUCACCAAAAAUCUAGAUAUAUAUUUGAUUUAUAUCAUAAACGGAAAGCCAUUUCUAAAAAUUUAUAUGAUUUUUGUAUUGCGGAAGGUUUGGCAGAUAAAAAUAUUAUAGCCAAAUGGAAAAAGCAAGGUUAUGAAAACUUAUGUUGCCUUAGGUGCAUUCAAACAAGGGAUACAAAUUAUGGAACAAAUUGUAUAUGUCGAGUUCCUAAAAAUAAACUUGAAGCGGGGAAAAUUGUUGAAUGUAUUCAUUGUGGAUGCAGAGGGUGUUCUGGCUAAAUAAUGAUAUUAUUAAUAUAUUUAUAGUAUUUAAUCGAUUCUAAAAUGCCAUUCAUAUGUAAAUUAUAAUUUUUUUAAUAUAAAUAAACCAAUCAAAAUAUGUA